Molecule: messenger RNA, 3288 nt
Organism: Paramecium octaurelia
Lineage: Eukaryota; Ciliophora; Oligohymenophorea; Peniculida; Parameciidae
Source: the annotation of a GenBank genome assembly
AAAAAUGAAUGCACCCAAAGCCAUUCCUUUCAUAAAAUACAUCAACAAUCAAUUUCAAGUGGAUCCUCAAGCUGAAUAAUUCCUAACCUCCCUUGGAUCAGAAAAACUGGGAGUUGUCUCCAUUGUAGGCAAAUAUAGAACCGGCAAAAGUUUCUUCGUCAAUCGAGUCCUUCUGAAUCAACAAGCAGGAGGUUUCUCAGUCGGUCCCACCAUAAAUCCUUGCACCAAGGGUUUGUGGAUCUGGAGUCAAACUAUCACAGCCUAAAAUGCUGAAUUCCCAGAUAUGAAGGCCAUUAUCAUCGAUACUGAAGGAUUCGGAGGCAUGGAUGAGAAUGUCAAUCACGAUACCAGGAUAUUCCUGUUCAGUCUCCUCUUGAGUAGUUACUUCAUUUACAAUUCUGUUGGUAACAUUGACGAAAAUGCCCUCAACACUUUGAAUUUGAUAGUCAAUCUUGCGAAGGUAAUUAUAAAUUCAUAACAAUUAUAGGACAUUUAAUAAAACAACGAAAAUACCUUCCCUCAAUUCUUGUGGAUUGUCAGAGAUUUCGCACUUCAAAUGGUCGACCAACAAGGCAACCCCAUCAAUCCUAAACAAUAUCUGGAAAACAGCUUGGAAUUGCUCAAGGGAUUGUCUGAUUCUGUGGAAUAAAAGAAUAGAAUAAGGAGGAUGAUCAAACACUUCUUUAGAGAACGAGAUUGUAUGACGAUGGUCAGACCAGUUGAGAAAGAAGAAGAUCUCCAAAAAUUGGACGCCCUCCAUGAAAGUAGCUUCAGGGGGGAAUUUGUGUCGCAAUUGAAAGAGGCCAGAUCUAAGAUUUUCAAACGAGUUCGACCUAAGUCUGUUUAAGGAAGCAUGGUUAAUGGAAUUUAGUUAUUGCAAUUGGCAAAGGCCUAUGUUGAUUUGAUCAAUGGCGGUAAAGUGCCAAAUGUGGAAUCUGCAUGGGGUUACGUAUGCAAGGCUGAAGGAGAGAGAGCACUCAGAGAAUGCAUAAACAUGGCUGAAUAAUCUAUUGAAAAGCUGAAGAAUCAGGUGAUCUAAGAUUUGCCUGCUGUCAAAUAGCAAUUGCUGGAUUAGGUUAGAAAGUAAUUCAGAUUGAAAGCCAUAGGAUCCGAGGAUGAUCUCAAACAAUUUACAGAAAAGUUAGCAGAACAAUUUGAAGAUAAAUUCAAAGAACUCAAACAAAGUAAUAAAAGAAAUCUCAAGGUAUAUAUAUUUGAAAUCAUUAUUUAGAAUCAUCAAUCCAAAGUCUUAUAACCUCAUAUUGAAAAUAUAUUGGAGAAAUUAAAAAAUGACGAAUUUUCUAAUUAUUAUGAAUUACAAUCAGAAAUGUUUAAAAUUAGAGAUCAAUUUUAAAAAGAGGUCGGCAGAAAUUAAUAGGUUUCUUAGUUAUUUGAUGAAAUGAGUUUAUAAAUUUAUCAAUAAGCAGCUGAGAAACUCACCAGAAAGGCUUCCUAAUAAACUAAUUAAGAGAAUAAACAAUUACAGUAUAAAGUAUAGAAUUUGGAGAAAGAAGUGAAGGCAUUAUAAGAUGAGAAGCAUUAAUUGGAAUUGCAAGCUCAUAGCAAAUUGGAGAAGUUAAGUAAGGAAAAUGAAUUACUAUCUAAAAGUGAGUUGCAGCUUAAAACACAAUUCUAAUAAAUUUAACAAUAGACACAUUAAGUUCAAUAACAGAGUCAACAUCAAAUUCAAUAACAUGAUAAAUAAUUAGCCUUAGUUACUCAAGAAAAUGCCUUCUUGUAAAAAGAAAUACAAAGUUUGAAUGAUAGAUCUUCACAAUUGGACAAUGAAAACAAGAAACUCAGAUAAGAAUUGAUCACAUAAAAGGCUGCCAAUGAAUAGUUAUAAUAAAAGUGCCAUUCUUUAGAUUAUGGAAGGGCUUAAGAGAUUCAAAAGUUGCAACUAGAAUUCGAAAAAAAAAUACAAGAAUUAAAUAAUGAUAUCGAUUCAAAGAAAUAAACAGCUAGAUAAUAAAGUGAAUGGAUGGUCGAAAAAUCAUAUUUAGAAAAUCAAGUGACAUUCUUGAAGAGCUAGUUAGAUGAAAACAAAAGAUUGCAUGAUGCCCUAUUAAUUGCCUUAUAAUGUAAGUAUUACAAUCUAAUUUUAAGCUUAAAAUAAUCCAAGUAAUGAUUAUUAGGAGUCAGCUCUAGAACUUUUAGAAACCAACAGAAAUCUCUCUGCUGCCAUGGAUAAAAUGGAAAUGAGAUGCAAGUAAUUAGAAGAAAAAGUCACUAAACUUAAAAAAUUCAAAAAGAUCUUCAAAAAUAGUUCCAGUAUUGUUUGCUUAAAUUGUAAUAGACAAUAUUAAAGCAAUGGAUUUAGUUAACAUUUAUCAAAUUGUAUUGAUAAUAAUCCUUGUAAUCCAAUGGUUUAAACUUAAUAACAAUAAUAAUAAUAAUAAUAAUAAUAAUAACAAUAAUAAACAAACUAAUCAAAUAUCUAAGCUCACAAUCAAUCUCUUAGUCAUCCUCUACCACCUCCAAUUGAUUUAAGUUAAUUAUAAAUAUCAAUCAAUCAAACAAUGGUUAGAGAGACUCCUGAUAACAAACCUUACACUGAAUACAUGAUAAGAGUGUAAUAUAAUUUAAAGAAAUGGACUAUUUCCAGAAGAUAUAAAAACUUUUGUGAAUUACAUUAAGCCAUCAUUCAAUAAUAUCCCAAUUUGAAAAUGCCAGAAUCAAGCUCAGCCAUCAUCAAUACAGCUGAUAUUGGCAGUGUAUUUAAUGCUAAACGACCUACAGUCAUUGAAGACAGAAGAAGAGCCUUACAAUCAUAUAUCAGAGAUUUAGCUAAACUAGACCCAGUCAGAAAUUCAACAGCUUAUCGUAAAUUCUUAGAAUUAGACACCAUAGAUUAGGUUGAACAACCUAGCAGAAGCAUGUCAUAAAGUAAGAGAUACAUAUAUAAAUUUAGUGGGCUCACCUAAGAAUGAAGGACUUCAAUCUUCUAGAGAUUAUGGAAGAGAAUCUCUAUCAGUUAUGCCUAAACCAUUUUGGAAGUAGUCAACAUAAUAAAUUGCCAUUGGUGCUUCUACUUCAAGGGAAUAGAAAUAUGAAGAUGUUCCUCCUUAGAAUAACUAUGCUAGAUAGAAAGAAAAUUAACCAACUUCAUCUACCUCCAAUUUAAAUACCAAAAUUGAUAGAAAAUUGUUACCUUAAUCACCUCAAUCAUUCCUAAAGGCAUUCUAGAAAUAAUAAGAAAGUAAAAUAUUAUUUUAAUUAAAAGCUUCUAAAGUCUAUAAGAUGCAUCAUUAACAUUCAUUACUAGAAAUAUCAGGAGACAUACAAUGA